AUGACUUCUCCGGUUGUCUAUCCGGAACAAAAUCGUGUUCGAUUCGCUGAUGAAGUUCAAUUUUCUGACGACGAGCCGCCGAUGGAGUUCAACAUGUGCGGUAGUCGCAAUUCUCCAAAGUUUUAUGAGCACCGUAUCACUAUUGUUCGCGUCGCAUUCUACUUGGGAUUUCUCGAGAUUCUCGCAUGUUUGAUGUUCAUCGUUUGGACUGAACAUCAGUAUCUCCUGUUCCAAAUGGCUAUGCAACUCGUUCUGAUGGUCGUUCAACAAUACGAUUUCUUCGUCGGAUUCGUCAUUGUGUGCUACGUGGCACUCGUAGAGAUUCUGAUUUUGAUGGUGAUGGUGGGAUUCGAGAUUUUCAAGCCGGAACGCUCGAUUCUCCUGGUCCUCUACCGUAACAUGACUCCGAACUACCGUCUUGCCCUGUUCAUCUCUUCCAUCGUCAUGCUCCUCUGGUGCAUUUUCCGCCUUCUCGUCACCCGUCGUGCCCUCUACUACAUCUAUCAUCUCCGUUAUGCACUGAAUUACGAUGGUGAUGAUGAGGAAGAGGGGGAGGAGAAUGUUGAAGUUAUCGUGGAGAUUCUCAAGGAGAAGGAAGGUGUUGAACUUUGA
Messenger RNA from Caenorhabditis remanei, 612 nucleotides. RefSeq lists its product as uncharacterized. The coding region runs from base 1 to 612 and encodes 203 amino acids. The record is from RefSeq and is a predicted model, not a curated record. The transcript has 3 exons. NCBI's taxonomy places the organism in Eukaryota, Metazoa, Nematoda, Chromadorea, Rhabditida, Rhabditidae.